Scleropages formosus (Asian bonytongue) is the source of this 1101-nucleotide messenger RNA. RefSeq names its product P2Y purinoceptor 6-like. Gene Ontology annotation, molecular function: G protein-coupled receptor activity. Gene Ontology annotation, biological process: G protein-coupled receptor signaling pathway. The coding region runs from base 1 to 1101 and encodes 366 amino acids. The transcript has a single exon. Lineage: Eukaryota; Metazoa; Chordata; Actinopteri; Osteoglossiformes; Osteoglossidae. Gene Ontology annotation, cellular component: plasma membrane. The record is from RefSeq and is a predicted model, not a curated record.
AUGUCCACUCUGUAUGAAGAUGUGAACGGACGCAAUGUCACAUACUGCCCGGUGUCGGAGAUUUAUAAGAAGUACAUCUUGUCGCUGACCUAUGGGGUGGUCUUCAUGUUUGGUCUGGGGCUGAACGGAACACUGCUCUGUUUGUUGUGUGGGAGGACCAGGCGCUGGAGCUGCUCCCUCAUCUUCCUGGUGAACCUGGCGGUGGCUGAUCUGCUCUACGUUCUCACUCUGCCGCUGCUCCUCGUCAGCUACGCCAUGGAGGACAAAUGGCCCUUCGGGGACUUCGCCUGCAAGGCAGUGCGCUUCCUGUUCUACGCCAACCUGCACUGCAGCAUGAUGUUCCUCAUGUGCAUCAGCGUGCACCGCUUCCUGGGUGUGUGCUACCCCAUCAGGGCCAUGACUUACAAGACCAAGCGCACCGCCGUCCUCGUCUCGGCCUCCGUUUGGAUCUUGGUGGCAGUGGAAAUUCUGCCUACUUUUGCGUUUGCGCACACAGGGCUCAUCAGCAACAUCACAGUGUGCUUUGACAUGACCAGCCCUGGAGACUUCCACCGGUAUCUCCCUUACGGUUUGUUCCUCACCGUUAUUGGCUUCUUCAUCCCCCUGGUGGUAAUCUCCAUCUGCUGCUGCUCUAUGGUGAGAGCCCUCGUUGGGGGACAAUACAAUAUUCAGGUAGGGCAGCAGAUGCGCACCAAGUCUGCCCGCACCAUAGUAAUGGUAUGUCUACUCUUCGUCAUUUGUUUUGUGCCUUAUCACAUCACCAGAACGGUUUAUCUCCUUGUGCGCACAUAUCUAAUUAGCAACUGCCAAGUUCUCAACGGAGUCAUGUUGGCUUACAAAAUAUGGCGGCCAAUUGUGAGCUUUAACAGCUGCAUCAACCCAAUUCUCUACUUUACCUGCUCCAAUAGACAGCGGAGGGUGCUCUUCGGCCAGCUAUGCAAGAAGAAGGUGCACCCCUCCGUCUGUACCGUGCAAGCCUCUCCCCGCGAUGAGCAGCCGUACGCUCGAAGGGCCACACCAAGUGGGAAGAGUAUUCGUGAGGAGCUGCAGGGCAGUUAUCUAACAAUUAUUAAGAAGGAAGGGGCAGCUGUGCUCAGGUGA